AUGGAUCCUGGGCAACUUGAGGCUCUGGCAAAGCUCGGCUUGGAAUGCCGGAAGGUAAGUCGGAGAGACAUUGCCGCUGUUCUGGCCAAGGGUCAGGAUGGUGCAACCACGGUCUCCGCAACCAUGAUUUUCGCCGACAAGGCCGGCAUACCGAUUUUUGUCACCGGGGGGAUCGGUGGAGUACAUCGUGGGGCAGAUGCUACCUGGGAUGUCUCAGCCGACCUUACAGAGCUUGGGCGGACCGCUGUUUGUGUUGUCUGCGCGGGCGCAAAAAGCAUACUGGAUCUUCCGAGGACUCUCGAAUUCCUGGAGACGUUCUGCCGGCAAGUUGCUGGUUACAGGACCAGUGACUUUCCGGCCUUCUUCACGCCCCGGAGUGGCCUGGCAACCAGCUGCAGUGUUGAUGGUCCAGAAGAGGCUGCAGAAGUCUUGGCGCAGCAGCGGCAGGCAUGUCUUGGCUCCGGCAUGGUGCUGGCUGUGCCGGUGCCUGAAAGCCUGGCUGCGGAGGGUGCCAGGGUGGAGGAGGCAACGAGGACUGCAGUGGAGGAGAGCACAAAGCUUGACAUCCGUGGGAACGAGGUCACACCCUUCUUACUCAAGCGAAUUAACGAGCUCACGGGUGGGGAGUCGCUGCGCUCCAACAUAGCUCUGAUCAAACACAAUGCCGAGGCUCGGACAGAGGUGCUACUUUGCUUGAGAGUUGAAUGGAAUGUUGGGCAUCCCUGUGAGUCACGCAGCGGCUUUGCCGCUGUUCGAGGUCGGAGCUGCUGUGGCGCUGGAGCUUGCGAAGCGAACGCGCCGUGCCUCCCGACUGUGAAGGAGGGGUGCCAGUGCCCCUCUUCCGGAAAAAAGAAAGCGGCGCGUUUUGGACGAGAUGCUUGCGAGAUGUUGCGUCCUUGCCCUGUUUGA
Molecule: messenger RNA, 909 nt
Organism: Symbiodinium necroappetens
Lineage: Eukaryota; Dinophyceae; Suessiales; Symbiodiniaceae
Source: the annotation of a GenBank genome assembly